Messenger RNA from Myodes glareolus (Bank vole), 1002 nucleotides. RefSeq names its product canopy FGF signaling regulator 2 (gene Cnpy2). The record is from RefSeq and is a predicted model, not a curated record. Gene Ontology annotation, cellular component: endoplasmic reticulum. Lineage: Eukaryota; Metazoa; Chordata; Mammalia; Rodentia; Cricetidae.
AAGGGGUCCUCGUUGCCUCUGAGGCGCUCCUAAACUGCCUGUUCGCGCGAGAGUUUGGAGAGGCGGGUUUAGGGUCAGUUUCCCGUGGGGACUCGCAUGGCACCAUCGGAUCCCUGCUUAGGUGCCUAGUUAGGUGCGGUCCGCUGGGCCAGGCAGUCCCUGGCCACCCUGAACCUGGCGGGCGCUGAAUCGCUCUGGAGAAACCGGGACAGCCUCGCUCCUCCCAGACAGCUGCUAGGGCUGGAAGCCACAGAAAACAAAGUGAGAGUCCGGCGGCUUUCCUGAGCCACGGCGGCGGCCGUGGGAGCAGAGGUGGAGCGACCCCAUUACGCUAAGGAUGAAAGGCUGGGGUUGGCUGGCCCUACUUUUGGGGGUCCUGCUGGGAACUGCUUGGGCUCGAAGGAGCCAGGAUCUACACUGUGGAGCUUGCAGGGCUCUGGUGGAUGAAUUAGAGUGGGAAAUUGCCCGGGUGGACCCCAAGAAGACCAUUCAGAUGGGAUCCUUCCGGAUCAAUCCAGACGGCAGCCAGUCAGUUGUAGAGGUACCUUAUGCCCGCUCAGAGGCCCACCUCACAGAGUUGCUCGAGGAGGUGUGUGACCGCAUGAAGGAGUAUGGGGAACAGAUUGACCCUUCCACCCACCGCAAGAACUAUGUCCGUGUUGUGAGCCGGAAUGGAGAGUCCAGUGAGCUAGACUUACAGGGCAUCCGAAUUGAUGCAGAUAUCAGUGGCACCCUCAAGUUUGCGUGUGAGAGCAUCGUGGAGGAGUAUGAAGAUGAACUUCUUGAGUUCUUUUCCCGAGAGGCUGACAACGUUAAAGACAAACUUUGCAGUAAACGAACAGAUCUUUGUGACCAUGCCCUGCAGAGAUCUCAUGACGAGCUAUGAAUCACUGGAGCAGCUGAGACCAACUUGAUGGAACACCCCCAGGAGGGGACUAUGGUGGCAUUGCCUUUUUCUUAUGUUUUUAUGGAAAUGAACUGAAAGAAUGUCUGGAACCAAAA